Molecule: messenger RNA, 945 nt
Organism: Pochonia chlamydosporia 170
Lineage: Eukaryota; Fungi; Ascomycota; Sordariomycetes; Hypocreales; Clavicipitaceae
Exons: 1
Coding region: 1-945 (314 amino acids)
Source: RefSeq, a predicted model, not a curated record
AUGCACCUCUUCAGUACUGAAAUCAGCGACUUUCCUAAGUUCCAUGUCCGUGGGAGUGGACUUACCAAGAAAGGCGAUGUUGACGACCAAGUCUUUGUGAUACCCGAUGGCAGCGGGCGUCAGGGUGAUCGAAAUGUGCGCCUCAUCAUGCGCAGCGUUGGCAAAACAACCGCGAGGCAUAUCGACAUGGAUGGCGACAUUAUUGCUGAACACGAGUUCGACCCCGAGGACGCGAACAAAUUUACUAUUACCUAUUAUGGCAAGGGAAGGCUUUCAGGGGACGUAAAAGGGAGCGAGAAGGGUGGUGAGAAUGGGGAUGGGAAGGGGACUUACGAGGAAACCGAGAAAGGGGACGAGAAAACGGCGCAAGAGGAGGGGAAAGAGAGGAAGUACGUGAUUCGAAUCAAAAACGAGCCGGAUAAUCAGAAAAAUUGCGAAUGGACCAUGGUUGUCGAAGGGGAUUAUAAGCCCAGAACGCACGCAGCGGAAUAUUACGCACCAGAGUUGACAAAGAAAGGCGAAGAAAUCCGUGACAAAAUCUCUCACAACUUCAAGUCGCUUUUCCACCACAACAAGGAAACAACGAAAGAUAAAAAGCAAGAGCAGAAAACAACAGAGAGUGGAAGAAGGGGGAUCGAGAUAACGUUCUAUUCCUGGCUGAAUGAGAUUAGCGGGAAAAGUUGUAAGAUUGACAAGCAUGGUAAAGCCCUAUACUUGAAAUUUACGCAAGGGAAUAAUGGAGAUUCAAGCGACCUGCAUCCUUCGUUGGCAAAUGUACUUACCCUGGAUAGAGAGACGGGGUUGGAGAUCAGUCGUGUAGGACUUCUAGCUUGGAUAGGGGCGAUUUGGACCAGCAAGAUUCCGUGGACUCAGCCAGAGAACAAGAGGGGAUACAGUAUUCUAGCGCCACCCGAUUGGCCUCGGAGAACUGACUGGAUCCCCUGA